UUUUGACAUCAAGCUUCAGACACCGACGCGUCACCGUCGGAUUUUAUUUAAUUUUGUAAUCAAAAAUUAGUGACAAAGAAAAUUGUGAUAAGUGUGAAUUUUAUACACAUCUUGGUGAUAUUAUUAGUGUUAAGAUUUGUUAUGUUAUUGUUGCAAAGUGAAAAAUAAAUCGAGCUUACCCUGCCUGCAGUGCGUGCCAAGAGCCCCAGAGUCCCAGCCAUUAGAUUGAGUGGAGUGCCCCCUGUGUCCACCCACACGUAGCCCCGUACGCAGCCAAAAUUCCACGAGACACUACGGACACUUCCUCCAGCAUGGACUUGGAGAAAGCUCCCAAUCUUCAUGAGGAAGACUCCAAAGUUACCCUCACUAUCAGACUGAUUAUGCAGGGGAAGGAAGUUGGCAGUAUUAUCGGAAAAAAAGGAGAAAUUGUCAAGAGAUUUAGGGAAGAGUCUGGAGCCAAAAUCAACAUUUCAGAUGGAUCAUGCCCAGAACGUAUUGUCACUGUCACAGGAAACACAAGUGCUAUUUUCAAAGCCUUCACACUCAUAUGCAAGAAAUUUGAAGAGUGGUGUUCCCAGUUCAACGAGGGUGGCGGCGGCGGAUCUCGUGCGCCUAUCACUCUGCGUCUUAUCGUACCAGCGUCGCAAUGCGGCUCCCUCAUCGGCAAAGGCGGCUCCAAGAUCAAGGAGAUCCGUGACGUCACUGGAGCCAACAUACAGGUGGCAAGUGAAAUGUUGCCAAACUCCACCGAAAGGGCGGUGACGAUCAGCGGCACAUGUGACGCUAUCACACAAUGCAUUUAUCACAUUUGCUGUGUCAUGUUAGAGAGUCCACCUAAAGGAGCGACUAUUCCGUACAGACCGAAGCCCAAUGUCGCAGGGCCCGUGAUAUUAGCAGGUGGUCAAGCUUACACUAUACAAGGAAACUAUGCGGUACCGGCUCAAGAUAUGGGAGGUUUAGCUAAGUCCCCAUUGGCCGGUCUGGCCGCCUUAGGGCUUGGCAGUUUGGGCCCAGCGAAUACUGGUGGACUAAACCCUGCAGCAGCUCUGGCAGCCCUGGCAGGGUCGCAACUGCGUACGUCGAACCAAUCGCGCAACCAGCCCACUUCCAAUCAACAAUCUCAUGAAAUGACAGUGCCCAACGAACUCAUCGGCUGCAUCAUUGGAAAGGGUGGUACUAAGAUCGCUGAAAUCCGCCAAAUAUCCGGCGCCAUGAUCCGGAUAUCCAACUGUGAGGAGAGGGAGGGCGGCAGCACGGACCGCACUAUCACAAUCUCAGGCAAUCCCGACUCCGUAGCACUCGCGCAGUAUCUCAUCAACAUGAGUGUGGAGCUACAGAAGGCGAACCUGGAGGGUAGCACGUCCGGCGGGGCGGGCGGCUCGUCCACCGCCAGUCCCCUCGCGUCCGCCAUCCCCCUCGCGCAGCUCCUCAGCAAGUCCGGCGCCCUCGGGGCCCUCAGCUCGCUGUCCGCCCUCGGCGGUCUCACUGACCUGCUGAGCGGGUCCGGGGCCCAGCCCGUGCAGACCACAGGCGUACACAGGAACCACAAGUCCUUCAAUCGCCGUCAAGACGACGACACCCCCUCUAAAUCAUCCAAAGAACGCAACAAAUACAAUCCUUACUAGGUCGGUUCGCGUUCGUCGGGUCUGUCUCGUUUCGCGUCGCUAAUUUUCUGGUUUACUUAUAGGUUUUAAGCGGACGAACAUAGUGGAUCUGCGCUCGAUUCGAUACGAUCGCGUAAGGUAAUAGGGAUGACGACUGGAUACAAAAAAAAAAAAGAAAGAUAUAGACAUAUUUUUUUGCUUCAAUAUAAACAGGUAUUAUGCAUUAAAAUUGAGGGAUGCGGGCACGCUACGUCACAGUUUGGUAGAAAAAGCGUGACGUCAUUUCCACUCAAUCUAUCGGCGUAAUUUAUUGUUUGCGCAAAAAAAUGUGUUUAAUAUUCUUCAAUAACAACCUGACGGAC
This is a messenger RNA of Diatraea saccharalis (sugarcane borer), 1966 nucleotides long. The record is from the annotation of a GenBank genome assembly. Lineage: Eukaryota; Metazoa; Arthropoda; Insecta; Lepidoptera; Crambidae.